Molecule: messenger RNA, 798 nt
Organism: Alnus glutinosa
Lineage: Eukaryota; Viridiplantae; Streptophyta; Magnoliopsida; Fagales; Betulaceae
Exons: 1
Coding region: 1-798 (265 amino acids)
Molecular function (GO): RNA-DNA hybrid ribonuclease activity; nucleic acid binding
Source: RefSeq, a predicted model, not a curated record
AUGGAGCUGCCCCUCAUCCAUGGCGGUUUGGCAGGAAGGAAGCAGACGGAUUCAAAAGUUAUCUUUGGUGGAGGGCGAUGGGAUGGAGCUUGUCCAAUAGCUUCAGGAAAAGCUGUCUUUGGAGUAGUUGGUGGAGGCAUUUACUAUUACACGGUUGAUCUGGAUGAGGCGGAUAAGUUUGUCUUUCAAAAUCAGUUCUCUUCUCCUGUUUCACUGCCUGUGCUGGCUAAAGAGAUGGUCGAGGGAUUCCGGAUAGCCAAUGCGAAGGAUAGUCGGUUGGAGGUUGCAGAGGCCCAUGCUGAGCCAAAAUGGCUAAAACCUCCUUGGAGAUGGGUCAAGUGUAAUUGGGAUGCAGCGAUGGACAAGGACAGGCAAAGGAUGGGAAUGGCUAUGGUGGUACGUGAUGCUGCUAGUUUGGUAGUGGCAACAGCAGUUAGGUCUGUCCUAUACAUUACAGAUCCUACGGUGGCGGAGGCUAUAGGGGCUUGGCAUGCUUUCUCUCUGUGUAGGGCUUUGGGUCUGUCCAAGGUGGUGUUUGAGGGGGACUCCUCGAUUGUGGUGGCUGCUUUGAACAAUGAGAACCCGAUUUGUAGCUCCUAUGGGCAUAUUGUGGUGGACACACGGUCUUUGUUCCAAAGCUUUCAUGCAGUUGAGAUACGGCACGUUCAGAGGGUGGCCAACACGGCUGCCCAUGUCUUGGCAAAAUUUGCCUUAGUUCACACGUCAAAUUUUGAAUGGCUGGGGGCUUGUCCUCAGCAAAUUUCUCGGAUUGUUUCUUUUGAGCAAGGCUCUUAUUAA